AUGACCAUCUCACUACCACAAACUCCAAACAUGUUGUUGCCACAAAAAACAUCAGAUCCAGAACAAGUGGUUGAUCUCAUAACGGAAGAAGAAAAACGAAAAUAUAGAGCCGGUAUAAUUUUGUUGAUAAUAUCAAUCGGAGCAUGGAUUGUUGGAUUGGAGUUGGUUAAUGGUGUUCUAAAAAGUAACGAAUACAGAAAACCAAUCUUCUUUGCUGUUAUCACGGGCUCUUGCUUCUCGUUGAAUCUAGUGUACGAUGUGUUCAAGUUAUUCAAAGGCAAACUGUCAAAAGUGCAUGAGCUUGAGCCAUUGUUGAAUACAGACAAAUGUAACGACCAUGAAAACACGACCCUAUCGCUGAAAGAGGUACUUCUCAUUUCCAUUCAAAUUGCCACGAUCUACUUAUUUUACAAUAUCUUUGCGAUGGAGGCAUUAAGAUUUACCUCGGCAUCGAACCAAACUGUCAUUGGUUCCUUGACGUCUAUGUUCACCUUACUCAUUGGAGUUAUCAUUGGAACAGAAAGGUUUUCAAACAUAAAGGUCAUAUGUGUUGUUGUAAGCUGCUGUGGUGUAUUCUUGGUCAAUUUGAGUUCAGUGGGUGAUUCCAACGGUGAUCACAAGUACACACCAAAAAACCCAAAGCUUGGAAACGUAUUGGCUUUAGGUGGAGCUUUGUUUUAUGCGUUCUACUUGUUGAUAACGAAGUUUAAAUGUGGUGGCUCCAAGACAACGAACGAAAGAAGGUUAUUUGGUUUCGUGGGGGUGAUCAUCCUUGUGAUGGGGGCUCCAAUAUUGUACAUUGUGGACGCACUUGGGUGGGAAAAGUUUGAGUUUCCACCCAACAACACCAUAUUGGUAAUAGUUGUUGCUAACGGUAUCCUCACGGUUGUAUCAGACUAUACGUCAAUUUUGGCUAUGUUGUUGACAAGCCCAUUGGUUGUAUCCUUGACGCUAACGAGCUCCAUACCAAUUACAAUUCUAAUUGACUGUGUUGUGUUGAUGUACUCAAAUGAACCUAUCAAUACUAGCUCUGUCUACUUCUUGGGGAUAUCGUGUAUUUUCGUUGCAGUACUUCUCAUAAAUGUCAAUGUUGCUUCUGAAAAUACAUUGAUUGAAGAGGUGAUUGAGAACAAUUUAGCGUCGGCUAUUCAAAAUGACGAGCUCAUGUCUCCAAUUUUAUCCCCACUUCUUGGUGGCUCCGUAUCUCAUCAGCAUGUGAAAUCACCAUUACAAAUGAUAUUCAGCCCUGAGAUGACAGAUUACGAUUAUACUAUUCCAACAGUAGUAACAGCAUUCAAUCUAAAUGCGAAUGACGAAAGUCCACCUACUAGGAAUUUGAACCAUCAUCCAUCAUUCUACACCUCGGAAACAAAUGCACCAACUCUACUCGUAUCUGGGGGUAAAAAUCACAACUACGAUAUUCACCUUGAAUAA
This is a messenger RNA of Lodderomyces parapsilosis, 1434 nucleotides long. RefSeq lists its product as uncharacterized. Gene Ontology annotation, cellular component: membrane. Bases 1 to 1434 code for a protein of 477 amino acids. The transcript has a single exon. The record is from RefSeq and is a predicted model, not a curated record. Lineage: Eukaryota; Fungi; Ascomycota; Pichiomycetes; Serinales; Debaryomycetaceae. Gene Ontology annotation, biological process: regulation of peptide transport.